Molecule: messenger RNA, 2061 nt
Organism: Dimorphilus gyrociliatus
Lineage: Eukaryota; Metazoa; Annelida; Polychaeta; Dinophilidae
Source: the annotation of a GenBank genome assembly
AAAAAAAAAAGAUCCGAUAAUAUUUCAGGAGUGUUUUCUACAUUAUCUACUAUUUUAUUCAUAAUUUUCUAAAAAAGAAAUUAUCCUAAUAUACUUUAUUAACUUUAAUGCAUAGAAAAUCGGAUAAAGGAUUACAAAGACAAAAAGAACUAAAGUUAAAGGUUUGUAUUCGGCAAUAAAAUAGAAAUAUUUAUAACUACGCAAUUUUAAAAUAAGGAUGAUGAGUCUAAGAAAAUAUCAAAGAACAAUGAUAAAUCCUCAAAAUGUCAAAGGAACAAGAGUUUAUCGAUAAAAAAAAUGUCUUUGGGAAAGACCUAUAAUGACAUGCAGAAUAAACCGGAAGCUAAUAACGAAUUAGACAACGAAACGAACAAAACGGAUAAGAAUCAAUCUACCAUUUCAGCCUAUACAAGGUAUACAACCUGCCGGCAGCAUGAUGAAAAAUGCGAAAAUUUUUGCGCAACUUGCAAUACUCCAGUUUGUCCUAAUUGUAUUGUAGCAUUCCACGAUACUCAUUUCUUAGUAAAUGUUCGACGACAAUCCGAUUGUCGAAUAAAAGAGUUAAGCGGUGUUCUAAAUGCACUCAAAGACGUAUCUAGGAAAGUUCGCUUUCAAUUGGAAGAAAUCGAAAACAAAAGAGAUUUAAAAUUACAAGAAUACAUUAGCGAAAUUCAUAGGAGGAUCGGUAUUAAUGCCGAAGAAUUAAAAAAUGCCCAUAAGAAAUCUUACGAGGAAUGUAUAGAGGCCAUUGAAGUUCAGGAGGACGAUUUAAAAAGGCAAGUCUCGAAGGUAGAAGAAAAAUAUGCCCAAUCUCUUCAUAAAGCAUGUAUUAUGAUAAAUGAAUAUAAGGAUCUGAUAGAAAAAAAAGUUGAUUACGUUGAUUAUUUAAUAAGAGAGGCUCCUUUUAUUGAAAUAACAAAAGAAGCUUGCGUUCAAGUACGAUUAGACGCGGAGCAUUUAGACAUUCCAGAAUUACCACCUUGGAAAGAGGUAUGCUUUGAGGAAGAUGGAAUUCUCAAAACUGGGAUGGACGUACCAAAAAUAAUAGCCAUUUUUAAUGAUCCCAUAAUGACAAAACCAGGUCCUAAUAGCUUUAUAUUAAAUAGUGAUUUUUGUUCAAAAGGUCUACCGAAUGACAUUUGUUCUACCCCGAUUGGUAUAAUUGUCGCCACAGACAAAGAAUUGGCCGAGUUUACUGUUAGCAAAAAUAAUUUCGUCUGUGAAAAGUACCAUUUAUUCAACGGUGAAGUAAUAUCAGUUACUUGUACUAAAGAUGGCAGUGGUCUCUAUUUCGUUGCCAGGAGCGGGUCGAGUUGUUGGUCUUUACAUAGAAUUGUAUUGAGAAGGAGAGCUAUUAUUGUUGGUGAAUUUGACGAUGUCAAGUGUUGCCAUUGUAUACAAUCUACUGGUGAUGUCCUUGUUAUUGGUAUAGUAAAAGGCGAUUGCUAUUAUACAUUAAGCGAAUGGACUCCGGGUUGCGCUCGUUUAGAGAGUAAAGAAAAACUGCCAGAUAGUAUGAACGUUAUAGAUUCCACUUGCCUAUGGAUGGCAAAUAACACCCACACUAGAAUAACUAUUAUUAGCGAUAAUCACAAUGUAUGGCUGGUCGGUAAAGUCGAUUAUAAGACGAUAUUUAAGCGAAUAGACGGAUAUUGCUGCCCAAGAGGUGCAUGUGAAUUUCCGUCCGGUUUCCUUCUCGUUGAAGCUGGCUAUAACAGAAUUGUCAAGGUCAAUGAAUUCGGCUUACGAGAAUGCGUUUGUAUCGAGGAUAGACUUUGCGCCCCUUUGGUGGUGACGUAUAACGAAAAAAAUGAGCGGUUGUUUGUUGGCCUAUGUGGAGCAGAAAUGCCUAUCCGUAUUUAUAUAUCGCCUUCAAGAACGCCUUGUCCGAUGAGAGCUAGGGCAGGUCAGGGAAUGGAUAAUCAGAAUUUCUGCGAUUUUCCGCAGUCGGACCCAUUAAGCACGGCGAUGACAUCUCAAGCAAGUAAACGAGAUACUGUAAGAGGAGACCAGCAACAGCAAAAUUGGAAAUUCGAAGAUGGAACAAUAAUGACAAAAUAG